CACCCGGGCGGCUGCAGUGGAUAGACCGUGUGAGCGCGCACGCAGAUGUGUCAGCGCUGGUUUGACGGACUGCGGGAAAACCGCUCGCUCGGUCACGAGCUACGGAAACUAACACAUCUGAUUGAGUGAGUGGAUUUGCGCGAGAUUAAUCCCACGCGAGCUGGUCUGAACCACAUCCAUCCACCCGGUCCCUCCACCGGUCUGCGUCCCCCUCCCCCGUUCGGUGUGAGGCACCGGCCCGCUCUUUUCGGCGCUGACUCUGCUCGGCUGUGACACUACCGGCCGAUCAGCACCGAACACCGGCUCUCUCUCUUUCACAUGGGCGGAGACGAGGAGGGGUUAAGCGCCCGGAGAAACCGCGGAGGGAACGAGGAGAGCGGAGAGCGUGCAGCGCCCCUGGACCCGGACAGAGAGAGGAGAUAUGCGGAGCUGUUCGAGCAGCUGGACUUGAAUAAAGAUGGCAGAGUAGACAUCAGCGAACUGAGGACCGGACUGGCAGCUCGUGGUUUACACCGGGGAGAGGCAGAGGAGAUCGUCCUCGAGAGCGACAUCAACCAUGAUGGUCUGCUGGACUUCCAGGAGUUCUCUCAGUACCUGCGGGCUCACGAGAAAAGGCUCCAGCACAUGUUUCACAGCCUUGACCACAACAAUGAUGGUCGGAUUGACGUGGGGGAGAUCCAGCACUCUCUGCACAAACUUGGAGUUGAAGUCACCACGCAGCAGGCAACCAGAAUACUGCAGAGUAUGGACAGGGAUGGGACUACGACCAUCGACUGGAAUGAAUGGCGAGAUCACUUCCUGUUUAACCCCUUCCACAACAUGGAGGAGAUUGUCCACCACUGGAAGCACUCCCAUAUGUUUGACAUUGGGGAACAUCUGACAGUGCCUGAUGAGUUCUCAGAGCGGGAGCGGCGGUCAGGUCUAGUGUGGAGGCAGCUGGUGGCCGGAGCCAUGGCAGGGGCAGUGUCCCGGACAGGAACUGCUCCUCUAGAUCGCCUCAAAGUCUUCCUGCAGGUACACGGCUCUACGUCUCGAGGGAUUAAUCUGUGCUCUGGACUGAGGGGAAUGGUCAAAGAGGGAGGCGUCGUGUCACUCUGGAGGGGAAAUGGUAUCAAUGUCCUCAAGAUUGCCCCUGAAUCUGCCAUUAAGUUUAUGGCCUAUGAGCAGAUCAAGUGGGUGAUCCGGGGCAAUAGAGAGGGGGGCAGUUUGAGGGUACAGGAGAGGUUCAUUGCUGGCUCUCUGGCAGGAGCUACUGCCCAGACCAUCAUCUACCCAUUGGAGGUGCUGAAGACUCGUCUUACAUUAAGGAAGACAGGGCAAUACUCAGGUUUGGCUGAUUGUGCCCGACAGAUCCUGAAGAAAGAGGGGGUCCGAGCUUUCUACAGGGGCUACCUUCCAAACACUCUGGGCAUCAUCCCCUAUGCUGGCAUUGACUUGGCUGUAUAUGAGACUUUGAAGAACGCCUGGCUCCAGAGAUACUGUGUAAAUUCAGCAGAUCCAGGAGUUUUGGUCCUUCUGGGCUGUGGCACCACCUCCAGCACUUGUGGUCAGCUGGCAUCCUAUCCUCUCGCUCUCAUCCGCACACGCAUGCAGGCGCAAGCCACUACUGAGGGUAAACCCAAGCUGACGAUGGCGGGCCAGUUCAAGUACAUCAUAUCUCAUGAAGGUGUACAGGGCCUGUAUCGCGGCAUCACCCCCAACUUCCUCAAAGUCAUUCCUGCAGUCAGCAUCUCCUACGUUGUGUAUGAGCACAUGAAGAAAGCCCUCGGGGUGGUUAACUAGACUGAGACAAAAAUAAGCGACAUCAAGGAAAAAAGACAGAAAUGGGAAAGACUCAUUACACAAGUGAGAAGCGGAGCAGAGGUGAUGGUGCAGCUUCUCAGACUGAAGAUGAACUGGAGGAAAUGGCUGGAAGUCUAGGAAAAGGAGAAGAGAAAGGAGCCAUUUUUCAGAUUGGGAUGGUUCUGCUAGAGUUUACACUGCACUUUCUGUUAACACAUUCAGGUUCCAGCUUGGGUAACUUGCGGGUCAUCUGCCUGUACAUCAAAUUUCUUUGGCAAUAUGACUGAAAUUAAUGUUUAUCCUCUCUUAAACUAUUUUACCACAUGCAUACAUACAAUGCAUUAACUUCAAGUAUAUUUUAAAUUACACCCUGCUCCAGUGCACACAGCUUAACAAUAUAGGAAUUUUUACAGAUUGCGGUCUAAUAAAACGCUGGAUGUGACUUUCUAA
Molecule: messenger RNA, 2232 nt
Organism: Limanda limanda (common dab)
Lineage: Eukaryota; Metazoa; Chordata; Actinopteri; Pleuronectiformes; Pleuronectidae
Product: mitochondrial adenyl nucleotide antiporter SLC25A23-like
Exons: 10
Coding region: 319-1782 (487 amino acids)
Biological process (GO): transmembrane transport
Cellular component (GO): mitochondrial inner membrane
Molecular function (GO): ATP transmembrane transporter activity; calcium ion binding
Source: RefSeq, a predicted model, not a curated record